AUGCGCGCGGCACAAAGCUUGCGCAAGACUGCAGGGAAUCGUAGUCCCGCGCGCAGCAGCCCCGGGCCCCGCGCGCCGCGCAGAACUACGUUUCCCAGGAACGCCGCAGCGCGAGGAGGGUUGCAGACUGCUCCUGUUCCCAUCGCGCACCCAGCUCUGCCCCAUUCUUCCCGGGUGCAUGCAGUCGAUGAGAAAAAUGAAGUAGAGAGAAGUGAACUGACAAGUAUGGGAUUGUUGCAAUUCAACAGAGCCAGUGUCAGCGCUGAGGCCUAUAAAAAGGCAGCCACAGGCUACAUUUUACCAGAGGCCUUGCAUUCAGACUUCAACUACAUCACCCCCACUCAUGUCGACAUCUCCUGCACCCUGUCUGCCAUUCUGGAAAUGUGUGACAAUCCUUUCCUCUACUGGAACCCAGAAGUGCGUAGUGACCUCAAAAAACUCACUAUCUCAGCUAAAAACCUGACAUCUUCAUCAUGGAAGCAUGUGUCUGGGCUAGCAGACACCAGUAUGAAGCCCCAUCUGCAGAAAACAGCCCCCUGCAGUGCACAGGACCACCAAGACACGAAUGUGGAUCAACUACUUGCCUAUGUCAGCAGUGAAGGUCAAGUCAAAUACAGUUACGAAAAUAGGGUAACCAGCAUCUGUAACCUGGACAUAUUCUACUUCCCUUCUGACAAAAGAAACUGUACCUUUACCCUCAGUUCUUUGCUCUACACAGUGGAUAGCAUGCAAUUCGACACGAAUAAGGACAAGAUAACAGAUUUCUCUGGAAGCAUCAUUCAGACUCAAGGAGAGAGGGAGCUCCUGAGGCCAUUGCAAAGAUGCCAUGGUGAAGCACCUACUCCCCCUCACCUAACUGCCCUGAAGCAGUAUCCUCAAGCCCUCAAGAGCGCCCCACCCUCCCCAUCCCCACAGAGGGAGAAGCAGCUGGCUGGUGUGGCCAUCAGGCACAGGCUCAACCCCUUUGUCAUAUAUCUCCUGGUGUCCAAUGGCUUUCUGGUGACCAUCCAUGUCCUCAAUCUCUACCUGUUAGCAGAACAGGAAAAUCUCGACUUGGCCCCAUUCAAGAUGAACCACCUGCUGGGCUACAGUGUCUUCCUGGUCAUGAUGAAUGACUUAUUCCCCAUCAGCGGCAACCCCAUGAGUGUCUACUUUGCCCUGUGUCUGUCCCUGAUGGUGGCCAGCCUGCUGGAGACCAUCUUCAUCACCUACCCGCUGUCCCCACCCAUGCCUCGGGGACUCCACAUCCUGCUGCUGCACUGCACCAGUUCAAGGAAAUGCUGCCUCCCUGCACUGCAAGGGAAUCAGGACCCAGGGUGCACCCCCACCCACCUGCCUGAUCUGAAGGAGCCAGAAGGCUUGGAACUUGAGGCCUGGAAGCAGCACUUGGUGGAGCUAUGGGUGCAGUUCAGCCAUGGGGUAGACACCCUGCUCUUCCGCCUCUUCUUGCUCUUCAUAGUUUCCUCCAACAUCGCAGUCCUCUGGAGUUUAGCACAUGGUGCUGUGUCUCACAUCUCGGAUGCUUGA
This is a messenger RNA of Castor canadensis (American beaver), 1527 nucleotides long. The record is from RefSeq and is a predicted model, not a curated record. Lineage: Eukaryota; Metazoa; Chordata; Mammalia; Rodentia; Castoridae.